GAUUCAAGAAUGCGUGUAUUUGGCGACAUUAAAAAUGGUCUAGAAUUGCCCAAGAUAAACUUUAAUAAACAACAACAAGAGUCGAAUAACGGAAAAGAAGUUAAUUUAAACUUGAAACACUCAAAUACUACUAACACGAACGUAAUCGCUGGUGCAAGAAUUUUUAAAUCAUCAAAAAAUCACAGUUCAAUUAUGACUACGCCAAAAAAAUCAGUUUUCAUUGGGAAAAAUUCUGAUAAUUCUUCUCAUUCGCAAACGAAACGUAAUGGAUUAAAUUUUGAGCUCAGUUUAACUCCUAAAGGAAAAGAGAAUAAGAUUAAUUGCGAUAAUGAUAAAGAAGAUUUGUCGCAUAAAUCGAAAUCACUUAGUCAACAAAAAAAUAAUGGCGCUAAUAUAGCGUUUAACUUGAAUUUGGCUGUCAAUAUGGAUGAUACAACAAAAAACAAUAGUCAUAACAUUCCCACAAACAGUGCUAAAAAGAUCACCACGAAUAGCAACGCCAAUACAAUGUUAUCCGAUUCAGGUAUUCUCGAUACAACACCAAACAAAAUUGAUCAACCAUCGUCAAUCAAAGUAGCCGUUCGUAUGCGACCAUUGGCUAACAAUGAAAAAACUGGAUCACAAAAAAAUGGCAAAAUUACAGAUGUACUAAUAAAAGAUAGUAAAGUGAUGAUACCAUCUAAAAAAGAUUUAUUCGAAUUUGAUUAUUGUUUUGAUUCAUCAAAUCGUGAAUUGUUUCAUUAUGCUUCGCAAGAAGUUGUGUAUCGCAAGAUGGGUCAUCCAUUAUUAGAUUAUGCCUUUCAAGGUUAUAAUGUUUGUUUGUUUGCUUAUGGUCAAUCUGGCAGUGGAAAAACGUACACAAUGUUGGGCACUGAAGAGAAUCCGGGUGUUACGCCUCGUUUUCUCAACGAUUUAUUCAAACAAAUUUCUACUACGAAAAAAGAAAUUGAAUACAUUAUCAACGUUAGUUUUCUCGAAAUUUAUAAUGAAAAAAUAUAUGAUCUACUUUCUGAUGAAUUUGAAAUGAUUGGUAAAAAUUUACGUGUACGUGAACAUCCUCAAACUGGUCCAUAUGUUGAAGAUUUAACGGUUUUCACCGUAGAAAAUUAUGAAAAUGCUAUGGAAUUACUUAAAAAUGGUCUUGAUCGUCGAUCGACUGCAACAACAAGUUUGAAUGAGAAAAGUAGCCGAUCGCAUUCAAUUUUCAGCAUUAUUUUGGUACAAAAUCGUCAUUUUGAUAGACACGAUGAUGAUGAUGAUGAUGGCGGAAAUAAUCCACGCACAACAGAAACAUCAUGUAUUUCUAAAAUAAAUCUGGUUGAUCUGGCUGGAAGUGAACGCGUAGGUAAUUUGAAUUCGGAUCAUUUCCGUGAAGGUACGAUGAUCAAUAGAUCGUUAUUAACGUUGGGCAAGGUUAUCUCACAAUUGGCUGAUAAUAGUAGUAGCCGUCUGAAUUCGACACAUCAUUCACAUAUUCCUUAUCGUGAAUCAGUGUUGACUUAUUUGUUACAAGAUUCAUUAGGCGGCAAUUCUCGUACAUCAAUGAUCGCAACGAUUUCACCAGCUAAGAUUCAUUUGGAAGAAACAAUCAGUACACUUCGUUACGCAUCGACUGCACAGAAAAUCGUUAACAUUGUGCACGUAAAUGAGGAUCCAAAAAUGAAAAUCAUCAACAGCCUAUUGAAACAGAUUAGUUUUCUUCGUAAAGAAGUGGAUCGUACACGUGAUUCACCACUCAAUAAUAAUUACGUGGAUAAUAAUCAAAAUGAAUUGAAUAACUGUGAGUAUGGAGACAACGAAGUUCGAAAUGAUGAAUGCUAUUGUGAUCAUGGAACCGAAAAGAUUAGUGAUCUCAAAAAACGAUUUGAGGCCAUGCUUAAAAAUGGAGGAAAAAUUCUCAAAGAAAUCAAAUCUAAAAAGCAUUUCAAAAAUGACCCCGAUUUAAACCUUGAUAGAUUAAAAUUUGAACAUAAACUUGAUCAUCUUCGAUCGUUGAUCAAGUCAGUCAAAAAAGAAGAUCAUUUAAAAGGAUUGAAAACGAUUACAGAAUAUGAAUCUAGUGAUCGAGAGAUCAAUAUAACAAAGAAGACAACUAUUACAACCAGUGUGUUCGAAUUUGAUACCACAAAACAUAGCGAAAAAGAGAAGAAAUUUGAGCAGCGAGAUUUCAAAAAAAUUGAAACUAAAUUUGAUAAUCAUGUUGAAGAAAAAACCGAUGAAUUGAAUGAAGAUGACAAAAAGCUACAGCAAGGGGAUAACGAUACAUUUCAUUCAUGUGAUCAAUCAUCCAAUGAUGGAAUGUUACAAUUGGCCACUGAAGACAGUACGGCUAGUCAAAAUUUUAAGCCGGACGAUAAUGAUAGCAUCAAUAAAGAUGAAAAUUCCAAUGUUUCGGAAGUAAAAGAUGAUCAAGUCACUGACAAUGACUUAAAAGAUGAAAUUGACGAUGAAAAGGCUGAUAAAUCAAAAACAACCAUUAAUUCGACUGGUGAUCUUAAAGAUACUAAAAAUAAAGAUUCUGGUUCAGAUGAAGAUGAAGAUUGGUCAAGCGGUAAACGAGGUAAAAAGAACAAAAAGGAUAAAAAACAAAAAAGUGGUAAAAAACAAAAAAGUGGCAAAAAAGCUCGUUGAUGGAAUAAAUGAAAAAGCAGUUCAUCCAAAAACAUACACAUGCAACAAUGAAACAAA
Messenger RNA from Dermatophagoides pteronyssinus (European house dust mite), 2688 nucleotides. RefSeq lists its product as uncharacterized. Gene Ontology annotation, molecular function: microtubule motor activity; microtubule binding; ATP binding. The record is from RefSeq and is a predicted model, not a curated record. NCBI's taxonomy places the organism in Eukaryota, Metazoa, Arthropoda, Arachnida, Sarcoptiformes, Pyroglyphidae. Gene Ontology annotation, biological process: microtubule-based movement.